AUGGGAAACUACUUGUGGGCUCCUAAGAAAGUCGCCGCGAAGGACUUGUUCGAAGGAUUCAUAUUCGCACAGAAUGGAGUUCAUCACGUCAUCAAGAGGUCCUUCACCAUUGCUGCGAAUAAGAAGGUAGCUCCUGAAGAGAGGGAGAGCUUCAAGCAGUUUAUCGACAUGACGGCUAAAUUCUUAUUGGUCCAUCAUCUUCAAGAGGACAAGCAAGUCUUUCCAUUCUAUAGGAAGCAUCUGAAGGAGCCGAGCGCAUUGAAGGAAGAAGAACAUGAUCAUGAGGAGGUGUCGAAGUUAUUGGACGAAAUGGCAGAAGACUUGAAACUGGACAAGCUCGCCGAGGCGCAGAAAAUCUGUGGUACUAUCGCUGACAUGAUGUGUGAUCCAGUGAACGGCCAUCUGGCGAGGGAAGAGAGGAUCCUCACUCCAGAAGCUUUCAGGGAGCAUUCUUCGACGAAGGAUGUCCGUGAGUUGUCCACUGCUGUCCACGCCAUGAUCCAGGAUUACAUGGACAAAACCGAGAGUUUUGUUUUCAUGAUCUACAAUAUGAAUGAUGAGGAGAAGGCUUUCUUCGAUGAGAGGAUGCCUUGGAAACUCACCUACUGGACCGUCCCUAGAGCAGCCAAUAAGAAAGCUCAAGUGUUCGCCCACUGUGCGUAUCCCCGUUACUCGAUCAUUGGUAGACUAGCAUGGUAUGGUAGAUGCCCACCAGUUCCUGCCGAGUUACCCGCUGAUCUCCAAUAA
Messenger RNA from Perkinsus marinus ATCC 50983, 747 nucleotides. RefSeq lists its product as hypothetical. Lineage: Eukaryota; Perkinsozoa; Perkinsida; Perkinsidae. The coding region runs from base 1 to 747 and encodes 248 amino acids. The record is from RefSeq and is a predicted model, not a curated record. The transcript is spliced from 8 exons.